Molecule: messenger RNA, 537 nt
Organism: Trichoplax adhaerens
Lineage: Eukaryota; Metazoa; Placozoa; Uniplacotomia; Trichoplacea; Trichoplacidae
Exons: 2
Coding region: 1-537 (178 amino acids)
Biological process (GO): glutathione metabolic process
Cellular component (GO): cytoplasm
Molecular function (GO): glutathione transferase activity; glutathione dehydrogenase (ascorbate) activity
Source: RefSeq, a predicted model, not a curated record
AUGUCGAUGUUAAGUCAAGGAUGUGAGCGACCAGCUAAGAGUAGUAAAUUACGCUUGUAUGGGACAAGAUUUGAUGCUUACUGUGUCGGAUUUCGCCUAAUGCUUAUGGCUAAGGGAGUUGAUUUCGAAUUUGCUUUGCUUGAUAUGAUUAACAAGCCAGAUUGGUUCAAAGAGGUCAACCCAACUGGUAGAGUACCUACUGUGGAAUUUGGAGACGAAACGGUCGGAGAGACCUUGAAAAAAGCUAAAGAUGCUGAAUUAAUGUCGCGUUUCGCUGAGCAUUUUGCACCUCACAUCUAUGGAAUGGUUAGAGCCCCGAAGGACCAUAUAGAUGCUGUCAAGUCCGGAUUAGAGAAAGUGAAUAAAGUUUUACCUCAUCGAGCAACUGAUUACUUUGGUGGUUCCUCUCCCAAUUUAGUUGAUUUUUAUGUAUGGGGUUGGGUAGGAUUGCUACCACCUUUACAUAGAGUUCAUAAACUAAAAGCAACUACUCGGAGGGUCAUCAUAACCAUUACUUGGCUUGGUUGUCUCGCAUGA